Molecule: messenger RNA, 1191 nt
Organism: Pisolithus orientalis
Lineage: Eukaryota; Fungi; Basidiomycota; Agaricomycetes; Boletales; Pisolithaceae
Product: mitochondrial carrier
Exons: 5
Coding region: 113-1102 (329 amino acids)
Biological process (GO): folate import into mitochondrion; nucleotide transport
Molecular function (GO): folic acid transmembrane transporter activity; FAD transmembrane transporter activity
Source: RefSeq, a predicted model, not a curated record
GUUUAGACGCCAUUUGUCCAAUCCAAAGGCAGAUGCCGUGGCCCGCACUGCGCAGUACUCCUGCAGACAAGCACCACUCAAGCCCAGUGCCUCUCGUCGUCGUCGUGUCAUCAUGCUUGGCUUAUUCGACAUGAUCGUGCUCACAGUGUCCCUCGCCAUUUCAUUGGCCAUCAUUGUUCCACUCACGGGCGCCAUCGUGCGUUUCAGGGCUAACUACAACCCCAAGGGUCUCCAGCUCGACCCCGAGGGCGACGUACAACCACACACCGGUCCAAUCAUCUCGUCCUUCUUCGCCAUGCUCAAGAGAGUAUAUGACAUCGAAGGCUGGUCUGGCCUCUAUAAGGGCCUCAUGCCAACCUUGAUAUCUUCUCUAAUCAUCACCGCCUUCCUCAUCGUAUUCCUGGAUGACAACAGUAUCCGUCACCGUCCAUACACCGCCCCCUCCGCUGGCAUCCUCGGAAUUUUAUUUUACAGUAUCUUUGCGAUGCUACUUUCCCUACCCCAAACCGUCAUCACAGACAGGGCCAUUACAACUCCCCACAAGCUCCCUUGGUUCAACGCAGCAUAUUCGUGCCGCAUUCUACUUACCCCCACAGAACGCCGCCGCCCAUGGAUUAUUUACCUUACUCCGGGCCUCCUCGCUGCCCAGGUCGCGCACAUUUCCUACGUCAUUCUCAUUCUGCGGUCCAUCCGUCACCUGAUCCUCCCCGAACUAGCAGCACAGGCUGGAUGGCGUGACGUAUCCCUUCUGAGAUUAUCUCUGUUUUUUGUCCUGGCCCUCGCUAGUACCGCGGUGCUUACUCCGCUUGAGGUUAUCUCUAUACGACUCGCGAUACAAAGGAAUCACGCCUCAGCAGAAUAUAACUCCGUCUCACAAGAGGGCGGCGACACCGAAGGCGUCACAGAGUAUGCAGGUGCAAACGAGGAUGCCACAGAGUAUGCAGGAGCCAACGAAGAUGUUAUUGGGCUGAGAACAGACCGAGCCCCAUACACUGGUUUGAUCGAUUGCGCCAAGACGAUAGUUGAGGAGGAAGGCUGGGUUGCAUUGUACCGGGCUUGGUGGUUAACUAUGUUGGGAUGUGUAUCCGGUGCAUUUUCUUAGGUGGAAGACGUCCCUGCAACGAUCCCUGUUUCGUGUGUUCGUAAUAUCUACCUACGGAUUAGCCAGACAAUACAUGAGUAUCUUGAUAU